This is a messenger RNA of Purpureocillium lilacinum, 258 nucleotides long. NCBI's taxonomy places the organism in Eukaryota, Fungi, Ascomycota, Sordariomycetes, Hypocreales, Ophiocordycipitaceae. The record is from RefSeq and is a predicted model, not a curated record.
AUGGACCCCGGUGGCAAGCGUCGCUGCGAUGCAUCUUUAAGGGGCCUGGUAGCCGGAAACGCCGACCGAACAGUACGUAGGAUUCGUCUAGUUGAGCUCGUCGCACAUAGUCCGGCGUGUGGAGCGAAGGAGGCGAAGUCCUCACUCCCUAGCAAGCCGUUCCGGCGCCUUUAUGUCCUUUUCCGCAGAGGCCACGAAGCCUGCACGCUCUAUCACGUAACAGGGGAACAUGAGCAGCGCGCAUCAGUCAUGUACUGA